CUGAUCCUGUGCAUCCAUCUGUAAAGGAUUGCACACUUGACAAACUCGUAUAUUAAAUAUUCCUCAGAAAUAUUUACUUAUUCAAAUGGGGCAACUAAAAUUGGAAUUGGAUUUGAAGAAUUUGACUUCAUUUGCUCGCGCUUACGGAAGAUGAUCUUACUCACCUGGAUGGCAUCCAAAUUCGUGUCUUCAUUUCCACUUGAAGCUGAGAACAUUUCUUCCUCAAGCUUGCCGCCGUCAUCAGGAAGAAUCUUGGAACCGAAGCUACUUCAAAAUUCCCCAGUUUUACCAAAAACCGAACAAACCGAGGGGAACCUUGACCAUGGAAGGGGUCGAAAAUCUCGCCAGAUGCCUUUCAUGAUCUACGGGGGAUGUUCACCAUACACCGGCCUUGGGCAAGGCGGCGGGAUUCCACAGUUCGGCGGGGGUUUUUCCCAAUUCGACAGUGGUUUCGGGUGGGGUCAAGGGCUUCGAGCCAAACCAACCAGCCUGGCCUGGUGCAAGCAGGACAAUGACUGCACCUCACUCUUGGCUCCUUGCAACGGGAAUCUAGACUGCGAGAAGGAAUUGAUCCUCUGCGAUCGACAGGAUAUCAAGUGUCACGACAAGGUUGACAAUAAAUACCAAAAACAGAGGUUCUACGGAUUCCCGCCGCCGUAUUGGUAUCAAGGAUAAAAUUACAUGAACAAUUCUUCCUGUAAAGGGUGUUGAUUAAAUUCGGCCCGAUUAAUUUGUUGAAACCGAUAUAAAUUUGUGAAAAUUACGGCGAAAUAAAAAACGAAAAGUUAA
Folsomia candida is the source of this 789-nucleotide messenger RNA. RefSeq lists its product as uncharacterized. The record is from RefSeq and is a predicted model, not a curated record. Bases 151 to 675 code for a protein of 174 amino acids. The transcript is spliced from 5 exons. NCBI's taxonomy places the organism in Eukaryota, Metazoa, Arthropoda, Collembola, Entomobryomorpha, Isotomidae.